Enterospora canceri is the source of this 576-nucleotide messenger RNA. NCBI's taxonomy places the organism in Eukaryota, Fungi, Microsporidia, Enterocytozoonidae. The record is from the annotation of a GenBank genome assembly.
AUGAAUUCGGUAGCAGCUGACGUCAUUGCAUCGUAUUCGUCCUCAAUCAGGUUCCCCAAGUACGUCUACGCUGAUAACCGAUCUGUUCUGAAUGCAUUGGUGCCAGGAAACGAGUUCAAGUUUGUGACUCCUUCAAUAGUGAAAAACAGCAAUAGGCGAUUUAACGUAGGCGAAGUUGUGAACAACCUGGUGAAGCAGAAGAGCAUGCUCUGCAGCUACGAGGUGUCGAGCAUCUACGGCUUCCUGGGCAUCUUCAACGUGCUGGACAGCUCCCUUGAGCCAGGCUCGAUCCUGCGGGCACAGAGACUCUCCCAGCAGAAAAUCAACUUCCUUGGCCUGCCGUACUACACAACCGCAGUCACGAACAGAAGAGAGGUGAACGUGGCCUACAACAACAGCACGGCCAUCAGAAGCGUGCUAAACAAGAUCACGGGGCAGUUUGACGUCCUGAAAAAGAGAAGUGCCUUUCUUGAGAAUUAUAGGCGAUUUGAGAUGGACCUGGAGGAGAUGGCUGUGGCCAGGGAGUCCAUGCAGGGCGUAAUCGAGGCCUACGAGAAGGCAGAGACCCUCAAGUAA